Molecule: messenger RNA, 1329 nt
Organism: Fusarium graminearum PH-1
Lineage: Eukaryota; Fungi; Ascomycota; Sordariomycetes; Hypocreales; Nectriaceae
Exons: 5
Coding region: 1-1329 (442 amino acids)
Biological process (GO): secondary metabolite biosynthetic process
Molecular function (GO): FAD binding
Source: RefSeq, a predicted model, not a curated record
AUGGCUGUAACUUCUGAAAAGGAAUUCCAUGUCGCCAUUGUCGGCGCUGGCAUUGGCGGUCUCGCCUUGGCCAUGGCUCUCCACAAAAAGGGCAUCUCGUUCACACUCUACGAAGAUGCAAAGGAGUUCUCAGCAGUUGGCGCUGGAAUUGGAUUUGCCCCAAACGGCAUGCGCACUAUGGAUUUGAUUGAGCCUGGCUUCCGACCACUGUAUGAGAAGAUCUGCGUCGGAAAUAAAGGUGAUGACGCACAGACAAUUUUCUUUGAGGGCAUGCUUCUUGAGGAGGGAUUUGGCCGUGAUCAACCUUGGGUUGGGAAGUCAGGAUGGGGCCACCCCGAUUAUAUCCGCAAAUCUGCCCACCGAAAGGAACUUCUUGAUAUCAUGACAAGCUUUGUUCCCAAAGAUAGUGUCAAGUUCAGCAAACGUCUAACAAAGAUUAAGCAGAGCCCAGAUGGCGUGACUCUUUCUUUCCAAGAUGGCACCACAGCCAACUGCGAUAUUCUCGCCGGUGCCGACGGCAUCAAAAGUACCGUCAGAGGCCACGUGCUGGAAAAGCACCCCAACCAGAUCGCCCCCGUUUACGCUGGUGCUUACUGUUACCGCGCUGUCAUUCCCAUGGACGAGGCCUACGAGAUCUUGGGCGAUCUCACAGAUGUCGCCAAGUUUUACUUUGGUCACAAGAAAAGUGCUAUCAGCUACCGAAUCACUCAGGGCAAUGAAUUCAACUAUCUUCUAUGCGUGGCAGAUGGUCUAAAUGCAUGGAAGAUUCCACACGCAGUCACGGAGCUUAUCCCCCACGAGCAAAUGAUGGCCGACUUUGAAGGCCCUGGAAUCGACCCAAAGUUCCGUGAACUGCUUGCCAAAGCUAAGCCCGUCAAGUGGGGAUUCUUCCAUCACCGUCAUACCGCAGCAUACUUCCGCGACCGUGUUGCUCUAGUCGGCGACAGCGCCCACGCUUCCCUACCUUUCCAGGCCGCCGGUGCCGCUCAGGGUCUAGAAGAUGCUCUCGUUCUGUCCGCUCUCGUUGCUGAGCUAGCUAAGCAGCAUCAACGUGGUGCCAGUCAGCAACCUGCAAUUCAAGCCGCCCUAACUGCUUACGACUCUGUCAGACGACCUCGAGCGCAGAAGCAGCUCGAGCAAGCGGCUGAGGUUGGCGAUAUGAUGUUCUUUCAGCACAAGGAGGCUGGUGAUGAUAUGCUCAAGAUUCUACCCCAUCUUCAGCAGGGAAGAUUCAACUGGCUGUGGUUCCAUGACAUGAAUGAUGAUGCUAAGGAGGCAGUGAGCAGAAUGCACAAACUUAUUGGCUCCAACCCUCCAUCAAGAAUAUAA